AUGCUUACUUCUCUUGUUGUCCUUGUUCUUGCGAGUCUCUCCAUCGCUUCUCCCACGCUUGAGAAGCGAGCUAUCACCUGUCUUCGAGUUGGACAGACAGCCACAGCCUCAUGGACUAACAGUGCUGGCAAGAGAUGCACCUUCACUGGUGUUGUUGGUAGCAACUAUGGUGCCAACCCUUCCGGAUCUGGAGAUUACUCUUGCAACGGACGAUGUGGCGCUGGAUGCAGUGGAGCUGCCGUAGGCAACGUCUAUACCCAGGACUGUUUUUCUCACGAUAUCUGCUCUUACUUCAACAGUGCCGGUGGCGGCGCCAGUGACCCAAACUGUGGAACAGCUUUCAACGCGGCAGUUGAUGAUACUGCGCUAGGCUUUGCAAACGGUUGUUCCCAGACCAACCCAAGUAAUGGAGUUGCAAAGCCCAACGGUGCGCCAGUCUGUGUAUAG
This is a messenger RNA of Fusarium pseudograminearum CS3096, 447 nucleotides long. RefSeq lists its product as uncharacterized. The transcript has 3 exons. NCBI's taxonomy places the organism in Eukaryota, Fungi, Ascomycota, Sordariomycetes, Hypocreales, Nectriaceae. The record is from RefSeq and is a predicted model, not a curated record. The coding region runs from base 1 to 447 and encodes 148 amino acids.